GAAGUGCGUCCCGCUGAAACCGAUCCGGAGUCAGUUUGGUUCAGCGGCGCUGAGCUGAGCUGAGUCCGGUAGUUUGUAUCUGUUGUCACGGGAUGCGCUUCCGCAACAAAGAGGCCAAAAAGUAAACAGACACCGCCGAGGAAGAAGCUAGUGAUCACCGGGGGAUGCGAAAAACACUGGCGGCUAACGGUCGCCACCCCCAGGUUGCCCGGUAGAGACAAAACACAAAAUAAAGCCCACAAAACGAAAGGACAAGAGAAGGAACGAUGGAGGUGCUGUGUUUCCGGUUACCGGGCCACGGGGACAAGACCCUGAAUCACAUGAAUUCACUGAGGUCUCGACAGCAAUUCUGUGACAUCACCAUUGUGGCCAGUAACAACCAGACAUUCAGGGGACACAAGGUGGUGCUUGCCGCCUGCUCACCGUUCCUGCGGGACCAGUUCCUCCUCAACCCGUCGCCAAAGCUUCAUGUGUCGAUGCUGUACAGCUCCACCGUGGUGUGUGACCUGCUCCAGUCUUGUUACACCGGUAUGCUGCAGUUUAAACCAGAGGAGAUCGUCAACUACCUGACCGCUGCCAGCUAUCUGCAGAUGGAGCAUAUUGUGGAGCGCUGCCGAGGAGCCUUGAAGAAGUACGUCCAGCUGAAGAACCCCAGUCCACCGAAGAUGACCGCAGAGGAAAGUCAGUCUCGACCACUGAUUGUCAGUGGCAGCGUUUGUACCGUUGCAUCUCCCCGCACCAGCCGGCCCUCCCCUGUAGAACCGCAGAGUCCCGCAGGACGAUCGGCCGAGGAGAACAACAACGGCGAUGCGUCUGCUCAGGGCAGCAGUCAACACCACGAUGAGAGUCCCAUGCAGGAUGAGACAUGUAUAAAGGUUAAUGCAUCCGACGAAGAAGAGACAAAACAGGACUUCGACGUGUUCCGAGUGUAUAUCUCUGAAGACGAUCAGAUGAACAGAGACCAAGAAGAGGAGAUGGGAGCUCCCUCUGAUGGACCUCAGGACGCUUGUUACCCUGAGGCAGAAGGUGUUGUGAUCGGAGGAGAAGGCGGCGAAUAUGACCUGGAUCAAUCCAACGUAGAUCUCCGUACUGGGGGACUUUCGAUUGAGGGUCUUCGGGCUCUCAGGCGCAGGCUGUCUGACCCUAAAGUAGGCAGAGGCAGGGGGAGUGGCAGGGGGAGGGGUUUCAAAAGGAGACGGUGGGCGUCAUCUCAGGAGAAAAGACCUCCAGGCACGGCUAACCAACAGGAUCUGUGGUACUUGGCGACUGCUGGACUAGGAGGGGGUAUUGGACAGGACUUCAACCCGGAAGGACUGAAGACAGGAAGUUACUUGUCAGUUGACCUCCCACGGUUAGACUUCGGUGUGGGUGAAGAUCAAGGAGAAGAAGUUUCUCCGCUGGCAGGCAGUUUGAACCAGUAUUCCCUGGACGAGUCCAGCUGUGGUGCUGGUGAGGGGAGUUCAGGGUUGGCCAGUGUUGGAACAAACGAAGGAGGGGAUGAGUCUGUUGCGGUCGUGGGGUCCACUUCAAGCGUAUCGGGGCCUGUAAUCUGUGAACACUGCGGUGUGACUUUCCCCUCAACCCAAUCUCUUGCCGUCCACUCCCGCUCCACGCACCUGCUGUACUCGUGCCCCUGCUGCGGCAAACACUUCCACCACUCGGCCAACUUCACCCGGCACAUGGCCGUGCACCGGGGCGCCGGCAAAACCCACCAAUGCCCCCUGUGUUACAAGACUUUCACGCAAAAGUCCACGCUGAUCGAUCACAUGAACCUGCACAGUGGCGAGCGCCCGCACCGCUGCGCCUACUGCCACGCCCGCUUUGCCCACAAGCCAGCCUUGCGACGCCAUCUGAAGGAGCAGCACGGGAAAACCACGGGGCAAAACUCCCUCCACGAGCAGGAGGAGAUCGAGAGGGCGAGAGAAGCUGCCGGAAGAAUACGAGAGGAAGAACAAGAAUGUCUGGUGACGGAACAAGUGUCUUAGGCCAAAGCGAUGAAAUACAGUAAAGUCCGGCAAGGAGAUCAGCCUGCGACGGACUUUGAGGCCUUUUAAAAUCUCAGACUGUGAACAGAAAACUGUUUUUUUAUCAAAUUUGCAUAAAAAUAUACAUACUAGUGAUGGAUGUGGAGGGAGAAAUGACUGAGAUGCAACAAUCACCCAUUUACAGACUUAUCAUAAUAGGAAGAGUACAGGUGACAAACAGUAACAGGACCCGGAGAACUGAAAAAAGCAAUAUGGAAUUCAGCCGCUCUCAAUUUAAUGAUCUACACCUGUGUUCUUUCCUACAGUGACUGUCAAAAUGUGCCCAGUACUUUUAAUAUCUGUUAGAAUAGUUUGACUCAGACUAUAAUGUUAAACUUGAAAGUGUGUGAUAAAUGUUCAGUAUGAUUACUGACCGUGGUUUAGAGAAAAUUUAUGAAUACAUGUAAAUAUAAACUAAUUCACAAGUCUUGCACACUAGUGCAAAUUUAAAAGACGCUACACGGCCGCGGUCUACCCACACGUGGGGGGUUUCACUUAACGCUGCCACCAGGUGUGUGUGUACACAUUAGGAUGCACCUGGCACUAAACUUGCCUUAUAUACUGUUGAGGAAAGAAAUGAUAAUAAAUCACUCGAACCAACUGCAA
Scophthalmus maximus (turbot) is the source of this 2630-nucleotide messenger RNA. RefSeq names its product zinc finger and BTB domain-containing protein 12. Gene Ontology annotation, molecular function: RNA polymerase II cis-regulatory region sequence-specific DNA binding; protein binding; DNA-binding transcription factor activity, RNA polymerase II-specific. Gene Ontology annotation, cellular component: nucleus. The record is from RefSeq and is a predicted model, not a curated record. Lineage: Eukaryota; Metazoa; Chordata; Actinopteri; Pleuronectiformes; Scophthalmidae. The coding region runs from base 267 to 1985 and encodes 572 amino acids. The transcript is spliced from 5 exons. Gene Ontology annotation, biological process: regulation of transcription by RNA polymerase II.